GAGCAUGUAUAAAAGCUGCGCGUGCGACUCCGCGCAGUUAGUGAUUGGCCGCGAGUGUGUGUGUUGGAUCGUAGUGUACGGUACUUUUAGGACAAAACUAGAAAUGGAAUCCUCAAGAAAGACCCUCUUCACUUGCAUGGUGGCGUGCGCUGUGGUGACCCUCGCGAGGGCGGCCAACGAGUACCUCCCCCCACAGAAGGGGUACAACUACGAACCCCCCAACAUACCCUUCCCUACAGACAACAAUGGAAACAAGGCUCCCGGCCCCUUUAGGCCUCCGCCCCCAACCCGCGGACCCGCGUACGUGCCUCCUCCCCCACAGCCAAACAACCCGCCGCCGUCGCAUGAUCACUCCCACGACGAACACCACCACCACGAGCCCGGCAUGCCCUUCGACUUCGCCUACUCCGUGAACGAGGAUGGUAACGACUACAGCCACAACGCUGUCUCCGACGGUGACGUCACCCGAGGAGAGUACCGUGUAGCCCUGCCGGACGGACGCACGCAGAUCGUGAAGUACACCGCUGAUUGGAAGAACGGUUUCAAUGCUGAGGUAUCGUACGAAGGUGAGGCGCGGUACCCCGACCAGCCAUCCGGUUACCCGUCCGGUAACGCCGCCGGCGCCGGUCCCGGUCAGCAGUACGUGCCCCCUAGCCAAGGAGGCGGUUACCAGUAUUAAGUCUAGCUAUACUUUAGUCGUUCAAGGCAAGAAUAGACAACGUUAAAGUUUAAACCUAAAGCU
This is a messenger RNA of Cydia amplana, 742 nucleotides long. RefSeq names its product pro-resilin-like (gene Cpr50Cb). Lineage: Eukaryota; Metazoa; Arthropoda; Insecta; Lepidoptera; Tortricidae. Gene Ontology annotation, cellular component: extracellular matrix. The transcript has 6 exons. The record is from RefSeq and is a predicted model, not a curated record. The coding region runs from base 5 to 679 and encodes 224 amino acids.